Molecule: messenger RNA, 865 nt
Organism: Corticium candelabrum
Lineage: Eukaryota; Metazoa; Porifera; Homoscleromorpha; Homosclerophorida; Plakinidae
Product: polycomb group RING finger protein 1-like
Exons: 9
Coding region: 68-742 (224 amino acids)
Biological process (GO): negative regulation of transcription by RNA polymerase II
Cellular component (GO): PRC1 complex
Molecular function (GO): promoter-specific chromatin binding
Source: RefSeq, a predicted model, not a curated record
GUUAGGCCUAUCGCGGGGGUGAAAGGCUUCUAGCGCGCUUGAGAUGACGAACCAGCUUUGACGAGGAAUGAAGGCUGUGAAAAUUCGCGAGAUCAACUCUUAUCUUAUGUGUCCUCUCUGUUCUGGAUAUCUCAUUGAUGCAGCUACAAUCACCGAAUGCUUGCACACAUUUUGUCGCAGUUGUAUUGUCAGACAUUUUCAGAAGAGCAAAGUUUGUCCAAUUUGUUGGUUGAAAACACAUGAAACACAACCACUAUUCAAUCUAAGACCUGAUAGAGCAAUGCAGGAUAUUGUCUACAAGCUAGUUCCCAACCUCAAGAAAAAGGAAGCCAGUGAAAAGAAAGCAUUCUAUGAGUCUCAGGGCCUUCCAAUUCCAGAUUAUGAGUUGGAAAGCAGCAACUGUCACUCUGCAUCUGGAACUGUGACAGAACGUCAUUUCAAUCGAGACGAAGAGCAAGUGACAUUACAAGUUGAGCAGCACAACUCAUCUCUGAAAUGCAGCUAUGUGAAGCCACUGGAUCGAAGAUACCUUCGUUGCUCAGCUCAAACUACUAUCGCUCAUCUACGACAGCUUGUGACUAAAAAACUCCAGCUACCUCCACUCUACGAUCUGGAAGUCCUGUGCAAUGAUGAGGUGAUGCACCACGACCAGAUGUUGGGCUCUGUGUGGUUGACUCAUUGGAAGCAAGUGUCUCCCAUGCCAAUAUACUACAGAAUUAAGAAGCAAUGCCUUUACAGCUGAGAACUGAGAUCGGUACUAGAUACUAGUAAUUAAACAAUUUCCACUUACAUCUAGGUGUGUAGUAAUAUCUAUUAGGUUUAUAACUGUGCCCUGAAAAAAUAAAAAUUAUUACUGUGAGAGCUA